AUGGGACUCACCGCCGUCCUGGGGCUCUGCCUGCUGGGCUGCCUGGCCCUGCACCCCUGCCUGCAUGGGGCGCAGGCGAACAAGUGCCGCCGGGGGUGGCUGGAGCUGCGGGGUCACUGCUACGGGUACGUCAGGCAGGAGCUCAGCUGGAGGAAGGCGGAGGGCUGGUGCCAGGCGGCGGGCGGGGGGUGUCACCUGGCCUCGCUGCACUCCCCCGAGGAGCACCGCGCCCUCGCCGCCUUCGUGGCCCAGCGCCGGCGGGAGGAGGAGGAGGAGGAGGAGGAAGGCGUCUGGAUCGGCCUCUACCACCGCCGCCCGUCCUGGCGCUGGGCCGACGGCUCGGAGCUGCGUUAUUCCGCCUGGGAGGGGGACGACGGCCCCAAGGGGCGCCGCUGCGCCGCGCUGGAGGACUCGGCGGGGUUCCUGCUCUGGGAGGAGGAUUCGUGCGGCGAGAGGAAACCCUUCCUCUGCAAACACCCCGCCUGA
Molecule: messenger RNA, 486 nt
Organism: Chroicocephalus ridibundus (black-headed gull)
Lineage: Eukaryota; Metazoa; Chordata; Aves; Charadriiformes; Laridae
Product: rheacalcin-1-like
Exons: 5
Coding region: 1-486 (161 amino acids)
Molecular function (GO): signaling receptor activity
Source: RefSeq, a predicted model, not a curated record